AUGGACGCAGAAAGCGUAUCUAGUGUGAGUCCAGACUUGCCAUUGCUUCUCACUUCAAUCAACGACAGAACUGUUCAGACGGCAAGGUGCAUUGUUAGAUGUCUCAACGGAGUAGCUGAAAACAUCCAGUCAACAUCUCCGCCAUGCUCCGUAGAUGAAAAAAAGAAAUCCGUUCCAGUAAAGACAUAUGAUAAACACUGGCAGACAUCUCGCGCUAACGUUCGGGAAAGAAAUCAGUUUAUGUUCAAGAGUGAACUUCUUAGUGACGUUAGGUUCAAAGUAGGCAAAUUUGAUGAAAAUUUUGAAAUAAUAUAUGCACAUAAAUAUGUCCUCGCUACGGCUAGCCCCGUAUUCUUCGCCAUGUUAUAUGGAGAGCUCGCCGAGAACACCGACGUUAUUGACGUCAAGGAUUGUGAUCCAGAAUCGUUCACUGAAUUUCUAAGAUUUGUCUAUUGUGACCAAGCCAAUUUGAAUUCUAAUAGUGUUUUGGGUGUCCUUUAUCUGGCAAAAAAGUAUAUAAUACCCGUUUUAGUGAAAGAAUGUAUUUCAUACUUGAUGGAGAACAUCACAAUUGAUAACGUGCUUGAGGUUUUGCAUUGCGCCAGAUGCUUUUCUGAAGAAAAGUUAGAGAGACACUGUUGGUCACUAGUCUCUCGUAAAACACUUGCUGCUGUAAACACUGAAGCAUUUUUGGAGGUUGAAAAAUCACUUCUUACUUCUAUCCUUAAAAAAGACAGCCUUACGAUAAAUGAAAUUGAUUUAUUCCAUGCUGUUAAAGCUUGGUCGGAGAAAGAAUGCUUGAGAUCUGGCCUUGAAGUCAAUGAUAUCAAUGAGAAGACAGUUUUGGGUGACCUGAUCAACUUGAUUAGAUUUCCUGUUAUGUCAGCAAAGGAAUUUGCAGAGGGUCCGGCAAGAUCCAAUGUUUUAGAUGUUAAAGAUAUCAAAGAUAUAUUUAUUUACUUGAAUGCUGGUAUAGUUGAUACACAUAAGUUUUCAUUGACAAAAAGAGAUUGUAGACCAUUUUCAUGUCAGCGAUACAGGAAAGUAAUGCGCAAUUACCUAUGGAGAUAUGAUGAAAGAGAUAUUGAUGGCAUCAGGUUUAAAGUUAGUGAAGAAAUUCACCUAGCUGGUGUUGGAUUGUAUGGUUCACCUUGUGGUGGGGAAUAUUCCGUCAAUAUUGUCUUAUCAGAGGAAUCAGAAGUUAUAUUAACCUUAGAAGCAACAUUCACAUGCCCACCUGAUCCUGAGUUUAGCAGUGUUGAAUCACCACAGAUAUUUGACAUUCUGUUCGAUGAAGAACCCAUGAAGCUAAAGGAAAAUGUAUUUUAUUCACUUUGUCUUUUGAUAGAAGGCCCUCCAUCUUUUGGUGGGGACGAGGGUCAAUCAGAAGUUGUUACUGAAGGAGUAAAGUUCAGCUUUGAGAACAGUGGAGAGUCCACAAAUGGUACAAGCUUUGAUGAAGGUCAAAUACCAACCCUACUAUUUUUCUUUUGAUGUUCUGCAGUACACUGAUAUGCACUCAGAAUUGGUAUUCAGACUGUAUUUUAAAAAGGUUACUUCUAAUUUUAUGAUUAUAAAAGGUUCUAAUGAAUAUGUACAUAAAGCUAAGAUUUAAUCCAGUUUUACUCUUUUAUUUUUGAGCAAACUGCAUGA
Molecule: messenger RNA, 1653 nt
Organism: Rhopilema esculentum
Lineage: Eukaryota; Metazoa; Cnidaria; Scyphozoa; Rhizostomeae; Rhizostomatidae
Product: BTB/POZ domain-containing protein 6-B
Biological process (GO): neurogenesis
Cellular component (GO): cytosol
Molecular function (GO): protein binding
Source: RefSeq, a predicted model, not a curated record